Molecule: messenger RNA, 972 nt
Organism: Anisakis simplex (herring worm)
Lineage: Eukaryota; Metazoa; Nematoda; Chromadorea; Rhabditida; Anisakidae
Source: the annotation of a GenBank genome assembly
AUGGAACAGGAGAAGCAACGUCCUCACUCGAUGAAGACAUCAGCAUUUGUGGCAAUCGUAUUAGCCACAGCAGCGAUAACAACAUGCCUAAUUUCAUUCCCACUCAUUUUCAAUUAUGUUCAAUCGCUAGAAAGCCAAGUACAGGUGGAACUUGAUUUAUGUAAGAUGCGAACUCGUGAUAUGUGGAAAGAAAUGUUAGAGAUGCAAGUUGGUGGUAAUCGUCCCACAACCUUCCGAGUAUCACGUGCUGCCGUCAUGACCACAGACGCAAGGGAUUACAUCAGAAAACGCAGGCUUCAGCGUCGCCAAGCUGCCGAGAACUGCUGCACUUGCGAACGCGGACCCGCUGGUCCUGCUGGUCCACCAGGCCCCGAUGGGGCAGAUGGUAUUGAUGGCCCAAUAGGGGACAUUGGACCUCAAGGACCAAUGGCCGUUGCGCCACCAGAAAUGCUCAAGCGUUAUCCUGAUCAAUGCACAUGCGAAGCCCCUGAAGGACCGCAGGGAAUACCUGGACCGCGUGGCUCUUCGGGCCAAGUUGGUGAUAUGGGAACAGCAGGAUCAGCCGGUGCACCUGGAGAAGGAGGACCACCAGGACCAGUAGGACCCGCCGGCAGAAAUGGUCAGUCGGGACGCCGUGGUCCCCCGGGUACGCCUGGAAGAGAAAAUAAAGGGCAGCAAGGGCCACCUGGACCUACUGGACCCCCAGGAAGACCCGGAAAUCCAGGACCGCGGGGGCUUCCCGGACCAGGCAAGCCCUCCGAGCUGACCGGAUCCUCAAAGCCCAAUAUGACCCCAGCGCACCACUCUGGUACUGACGGUGAAGCGGGCAGUCCUGGAGAUGCAGGACAACCUGGCAAUAGCGGAUCCCCAGGUCAGCGAGGACAAAUGGGUGCUCUAGGAGAUCCAGGUGAUGACGGUCCAAAAGGAAAGUGCGACCAUUGCCCACCACCUAGACUUGCAUCUGGAUAUUAA